This is a messenger RNA of Varanus komodoensis (Komodo dragon), 5717 nucleotides long. RefSeq names its product inversin (gene INVS). Lineage: Eukaryota; Metazoa; Chordata; Lepidosauria; Squamata; Varanidae. The transcript has 19 exons. Gene Ontology annotation, cellular component: nucleus; cytoplasm. Gene Ontology annotation, molecular function: protein binding. The record is from RefSeq and is a predicted model, not a curated record. The coding region runs from base 303 to 3647 and encodes 1114 amino acids.
GAGAAAACGGGAAUUUGCAAAAGCCCCCUUUUGACUGGGAUCUCUGGGAAACGUAAGCAAGUGACGAUGAUGGAGGAAGGCAUCUUGCUGUGCUUCCCGUCAUGCACUAGGAAUAGGGAGUGGGGACAGUGGGAAGGUGUUCCUUCGCUUGUUUGAAGCCCCUCAUAAAGGAGGGGCUCCGCUGCGGUCAAGUUUCUGUGAGGGACGGGAAAGGCGGUCACGGAUUUGGCAGAGGCCCUUCUCCGGGAAUCCUCCAUGAAGGAUAUUAGGAGGGGCUAAUCUCUGAACUUUCAGAAAGGAGUAUGAAUGUUUCUGAGACCUGGCUUUUCAGUGGUUCUCCACUAGCAUCUCAGGUUCAUGCUUUUGCUGUUAAUGGACACAAGAGUGCUCUUCUGAAGCAAAUAGCAGGUAAUCCUGAUCUGAAAGACAAAGAGGACCAGUUUGGGAGAACUCCACUCAUGUACUGUGUGCUGGCUGAUAGGCUAGACUGUGCUGAGGCUUUAUUGAAGACAGGAACAGAUGUUAAUAAAGCUGAUAACAGCCAGAGGACAGCUCUCCAUCUUGCUGCACAAAAGGGAAACUAUCGCUUUAUGAAGCUUCUCCUUGCUCGUAGAGCAAACUGGAUGAAGAAAGAUUUGGAAGAAAUUACUCCUUUACACUUAACUACCCGGCACAAGAGUCCAAAGUGCUUAGCUUUGUUACUAAAAUACAUGGCACCAGGAGAAGUGGACACACAGGACAAGAACAAGCAAACUGCUCUUCACUGGAGUGCUUAUUACAACAACCCAGAACACGUGAAACUUCUAAUUAAACAUGACUCUAAUAUUGGAAUCCCAGAUAUUGAAGGCAAAAUUCCACUACAUUGGGCAGCUAACCACAAAGAUCCCAGUGCAGUACAUACUGUCAAAUGCAUUUUGGAUGCUGCUCCAACUGAAUCGCUGCUGAACUGGCAAGAUUAUGAAGGACGAACUCCCCUCCACUUUGCAGUUGCAGAUGGGAAUGUGGCUGUGGUUGAUCUGUUGACCUCCUAUGAGGGUUGCAAUGUUACCUCUUAUGAUAAUUUAUUUCGAACUCCCCUUCACUGGGCAGCUUUACUGGGUCAUGCACAGAUUGUCCAUCUUCUUUUAGAAAGAAACAAAGUUAGGACCAUCCCAUCUGACAGCCAAGGGGCAACACCUUUACAUUAUGCAGCACAGAGCAACUUUGCUGAAACAGUGGAAGCAUUUUUGAAACACCCUUCUGUGAAAGAUGAUUCAGACCUUGAGGGAAGAACAUCUUUUAUGUGGGCUGCUGGGAAGGGCAGUGAUGAUGUCAUCCAGACAAUGCUGAAUUUGAAAUUGGACAUUGAUAUCAACAUGGCAGACAAAUAUGGUGGCACAGCAUUACAUGCUGCUGCCCUUUCUGGCCAUGUCAGCACCGUGCAAUUGCUGCUAAAACAUGAGGCCCAGGUAGAUGCGACUGACGUAAUGAAACACACUCCCCUUUUCCGUGCCUGUGAGAUGGGACAUAAAGAAGUGAUACAGACUCUCAUUAAAGGAGGAGCAAGAGUUGAUUUGGUGGACCAAGAUGGUCACUCUCCCUUACACUGGGCAGCUUUGGGAGGAAACACAGAUGUUUGCCAAAUACUGAUAGAAAAUAAAAUCAACCCCAAUGUGCAGGAUUAUGCAGGCAGAACUCCACUACAAUGUGCUGCUUAUGGGGGCUACAUUAAUUGUAUGGUGGUGCUUUUGGAGAAUAAUGCAGAUCCAAAUAUUCAAGAUAAAGAGGGAAGGACAGCAUUACACUGGUUAUGUAACAAUGGCUACCUUGAUGCUAUAAAGUUGUUGCUGGGAUUUGGUGCCUUUCCCAAUCAUAUGGAGAACCACGAAGAAAGGGAAAAAGGAGAAAUGACCACAGGAACUUAUGAGUAUUCCUUGGCUCUGGCUCUCAUUCUAUCUGCCUGCUUUCUCCUACUCUUCAUCUUGUACACUCCACUUGAUUAUGCCUUGCUUGGAGCUCACCAUGAAGUAAUUCAGUUCAUGCUGGAGCACAGUGCGUUGUCCAUAGCUGCCAUUCAGGACAUUGCAGCCAUUAAAAUACAGGCAGUCUAUAAAGGAUAUAAAGUUAGAAAAACUUUUCAAGAUAGGAAAAAUCUUCUAAUGAAGCAUGAACAGCUGAGAAAAGAUGCUGCUGCCAAGAAACGUGAGGAAGAAAAUAGAAGAAAAGCCACAGAGCUGCAGAAGGAGCAGCAAAACUGCAAGACUGACAGGGCCCAAGCCCAGCAUCAGGAACUUUCAGAGGCAGAGAGGAGUCACACAAGGCUUCAUACUCCACAGUGCCCUGUUCGGCAUGGUGGAAAGACUCCUUCUGGCAGCAGGUCUCAAAGUCAGAGAGACAAAAGCAAGAACAAUGCAGCCACUGUCUUACCAAACAAAGUUACUCCCAACAACCAGUGCCAUUCCACAGAGUUACUUGAAGAUCAUAAACAAAAAUCAGAGGUAUCCAGGGCAAAGAGCAAAAGGAAGUCUGCUGGUAUCCCUUCCCACUCUAGGAAGAGCAAUGAUGGGCCUCAGCAUCAGGUUGAAGUAAAACAUCAAGUUUUAUCUGCUACCUCAGGCAGGGAUGAUAAAAAACACGAGGAACCUAUUGCAAGAACAAAUGGCACCUUUAGGCCUGCCAGGAAAAGGCAUGAUUCCAACAGUAAAGCUGCCAGCUCUGUUGAGAAAUCUGAAAAUCUAAGCCAGCCAAUGAACAAUGAUAUGAACCAUUUUGAAGAAACACCAGCUUGCAUUCAGAAAAGUAACUGCACUAAUAGAAGCACAAGGAAUUCAAGACAGUAUGAACUGGCCCUGAGAAGCAACCCACAGCAGCCAAAAGCAAGAAGCAAAGAGAUGAAUGAUGAGAGAUGGUCCUCAGCUGGUUCCAGCAGGCCUGGCAGUGCCCAGGUGGCACGUAUGAGUACUGCUGCUGCUACACAAAUCAACAAGGUGGCAGCUAGCAAGGCCUGUCCUUUGCUGGCUAACAAUGCGAGGACUAUGAGGCUUAUGUUCUACAGAAUGGAAGUCGACAGUGGUCAUGGACGCAAUGCAAAACCGGAUAGGCAAGUUCUCAUGUCAUCCAGGGAUCUGGAGGAUCGAUUGGACCUUGAUCAGUGCAGAGGUAUUGAGCCUAUCCCAUUAGAAAUCCGGAUGCAGAUAAUAGAGAAGGAAAGGGCAAGAAAAGAACUCUUCCAUAAGAAGAAUUGUGCUGCAUACAUUAUUCAGAGAGCUUGGAGAAGCUACCAAUUAAAGAAGCAGUUCCUUAAGCUUUUUAGUGUUAAGCAACUGUGCAAGAAAGAUGAAGAAAAAUGGCGGCAAAAAGUGGCUGCCUUUUGCAUUGAGGUCACCUGGAACAAGCGGCUGAACCAAACUCCUUUGAAAACAGUUAUCUCCAGCAAAAAUGCAAAGUCCAUGAACAAAAGCAACUCAGGUGUGACCUCCACUCCAAAGCCGUCCACCCUGAAACAGAUAUAUGGACGCUCUCAAGAGGGAAGAGUGUAUCAUCCAGUGAGACCUCCUUCUUCAAAUUACAAAGUCUGUGAAUUGCAGACGCUAGCAGGGGAAGCUGCUCAUCAUGGUCUUUGGGGUUUGAGUGCUGCUGUUCUUGGUUCUCCUCAAGAACAAGUGUGAGGCCUUGACCCAAACCGCUUGUUCUUUUUCUGCAACUUUGCAGAAAACAGGACAAAAGUACAAAAGCCCAAGAGAUGCUACUUUCAUAAAAUGCUCUAAGCCUGCACCUUGAAGAUGUUAGUUAGGUGAUCUCAAGUCAUGGUACCAGAAUAUAGGUCUGGUUCCUUCUUCUCAGUCUUCAUAUAGGACUUAAGAUUGUAUUAGGUUAUUUGAUCAUUUCAGGAACAGUUUAGCAAGUUUGCAGCCCUUUCAGACUCAAAUCAACAAUAUUAUUCUUUCAGUGCCCAAUUGAUAAUCACCUCCCUUAUAUUUUUAACAUGUUCUUAAAAUAUAUUCUGCCUUAUACUUGAAAAAUUGAAAGGUUUACAGAAAGUUAAUUAAAAUGACAUUUAAACAUGAUCUUGAAUAAUAUAAAAACAAACUUAAGAAAAAAUUAGAAAGCAUUACAUUGAAAAGGAAUAACUUUAAAAACAUUAACAAGAGUUGAUUGUGGCUAUCAAGGACAGGACACUUGGAAGGGCAUUCAUUCAUGGGGUCACCAUAAAUCAAAGACAUCUUUACUGUACUUAAUCUAGCACUUUAAACACCUGAAUAGAUUUUUAACUAGGCACCUAAAACUCAUUUAACUGUGUGGCAUUCCCAGGAGAAGCAUACUGAAGACCCAUUUGUUCAACAGUGUGUGUGGGAGCAGAACAAUAGUACCAAAUACUGUCCUUUAUUUUACACAUGCAUUUUUUUUUUUUUUUUGGAAAACUGCAUGCAUCUAUAAAUCAGGGUGUGAGAAUGACCACUGUAGUGUCGUGGUUAGAAUGAUGGAAAUCUGGGUUCUAGUCCAUACUCAGCCACAAAGCUCACUGAGUGACUCUAUGCCAGUCACUCCCACCCAGCCUAACCUACCUCACAGGGGUGUUGUGGGGAUAAGAUUGGGAAGAAGAAGGGAAUUAUGUCAGUCUCCUUGAGUUCCUGGAAGGUAAAAGGUAAGAUAAAAAUAUAAUAAAUAAUUCCAAGGGGGCUGGAUUAAAAUUUAGUCAUAAGUAAGUAGAGUAGAUGCAUUCAAAUAAAUUGGAUUUAAUUAAAUCCUAAUUUAACAUCCAUUGGUUUCACUGGUUCCUCUCUGACAAAAUCUGAUUUCAACCCAGGUUAUAUAUAUUGUAGGCAGCAGUCCUAUACACUUGUGUGGCAGUAAGUAGCAUUAAUUUCAAUAAAGCUUACUUCUGAGUAGAUGUCUAUAAGUAUUGUAAAGGAAUGUAUAGUGAUGGAUCAUCUGACAAUAUUAUUUAUUAAUCUUCUAAGAUGUUAUCAGAAGAUAUGGCAAGCAAUGUAAAUAGUAGAAAAAUUGAAAGAUUGGUUUAUCACUUCUUGGCAUUAUGUAAGAGUACUGUGCAUGGAAGAAUAAGUUAAUACUGUAGACAGGACUGCAUGUUAUGUGUUUUUUCAUGGUGUCAACAAAUGGCAGCGGCCAGAACACCGUGUGUCAUGGAACAAGCUGGAUGAAUAAAUCAGUCAUUUAGCUGGCCACUGUUGGAAACAAGCAGGACAUAAAGGCAAGAACCCUUCAAUUUUGUCUAGUACCUAGAAUGCAAGCAGUCCAUUUUUCUGCACAAUGAAAGUCUGCAAAACACAUGCUGUACCUGGUGUGCAUUUAUAUCCUGCUUUGGUCCUCUUGUGAGAAACCCAAAGUAGCAAACAUGGAUCCAUUUUUAUCCUCUAAUAAUAACCCUAUGAGGUAGGUUAGGCUGCCCCAAAAUCACCCAACUUUUCCAGAUCCCCAGCCCAACACACUAGCCAUGAGACUUAAUGGUCAUACAGCCCUCUCCUUAGGCAGCCAUGCAUUUUUCUUCAGUUCUGAAGAAUACAACUAGCAUUUUUUAUCCUCACCUCAUAUUCAAUCCUCCAUGCUUUUCCUGAGAUGUUUACAGGAACAAAACUGUUUACCAACCCUGAUAAAACUAUUAACAGGUGCAGAUUUACAUUUACCAUGUUUGCCCAAAAAUAAGACCAGGUCUUAUAUUAAUUUUUGCUCCAAAAGAUGCAUUAGGGAUUAUUUUCAGGUGAUGUCUUUUUUCCUGU